Molecule: messenger RNA, 1311 nt
Organism: Myzus persicae (green peach aphid)
Lineage: Eukaryota; Metazoa; Arthropoda; Insecta; Hemiptera; Aphididae
Exons: 9
Coding region: 24-1298 (424 amino acids)
Biological process (GO): DNA transposition
Molecular function (GO): DNA binding; transposase activity
Source: RefSeq, a predicted model, not a curated record
CACCUAGGUUAGUUGAUGUUCCUAUGGUUCAUUUAAGAAGAGCUAUUGGUAUAACUGGAACAAAACCUGGAAAUAUGUCCACCUCAGUUAGAGAAAUUUAUAACAGAGAAAUAGUUGAAAAUCCAGAAGGUGCAACAAACUACACCUAUUUACAAUCACAAAUGUGUGUAAAAAAAAUGCGUCGGCGCCGUCAUCCCAACAAUCCAUCUACAGUCGAAGAACUGAUUGAUACCUUAAGCCAGCAUCAAAACUCAGCGUAUGGAACAACAAUGCAGAAUCCGUCUUCAAAUUUUUUUCAACAACAUUUACCGUUUAUGGUAGAAGGCGAACGGGUUGGCGUCAUAUUCUCAAAUUUAGAUGCGAUUCAAAAAUAUAGAGAAGAACUGCUAACUGUAACCUUUGCAGGAAUUGACGGCACAUUUAAAACGGUACCAAAAAGUCCACCACAGCUAACCAAAGGCUGUUUAUUAACAUUUCAAGUGGUUCUAAAAAAUGUAUCUUUUCCGAUGGUUUAUGGGCUGACUUCCCGAAUGACUCAAGCUACAUACGAGUCAUUCUUGAGGAUUGUUCGUGAGGUUUUGCCAUUGAAUUAUGCCCGGUUAACAAUCAUAUCUGAUUAUGAAAGGGGGUUAAUAAAUGCAGUAGAAUCAACCUUUCCUGAAAGCAGAUUUCAGGGUUGUUGGUUCCAUUACUGUCAAGCUAUUGUAAGGUAUUGUAGAAGAAGUCUAAAUAGUAUUUACCAUUUAUUCCAAUCGAAUCCUGAGGCAGCUACAAUAUUGCGCAUGAUCUUAGCUUUACCACAUUUAUCUGCUCAAGUACAUCCCAAUUGUACAUUUACAAUACAUGAUGGAUUUUGGGUAAUUGUUGAAUUUGCCAAUCAAUAUCCGAAUAUUUAUCAACAGAUGGAAGUAUUUCUGAAUGGUUAUAUUCAGGAAUUUUGGCUUACACAAAUUGGCGCUGACUCUAUAAGCGUCUAUGGUUCAGAUAUACGCACCAACAAUUACCUAGAAUCAUUUCACGCUAUGUUACUCAAUCAAAUGGGAAAACAUCCAAAUAUUUGGGAUUUUUUGCAAAAAUUGUUGUUGAUUGAAAAUCAAUUUUAUGUUGAGAUGGACCAAGUUCGAAGAAAUCUAACAGUAAGAAAUCAUACAUCUAGAGUACAACGGUCAGAUGCUACUCGGAGGGUUAGAGAGUAUAUUGAUACUCUCAAUGACGAUGGGAAUCUCUUAAUGUUUCUCCAAAGAGCAGGCCAUAUGAUGGAUGGGUAUCUGCAUGGACAAGUUGGCCCACAGCCAUGAUAACCUGAGAAAA